AUGUAUUUCCAUUACUUAAUCUGGCUUUGGAUUCCUCUUUCACAUAGUGAUUCUAAAAUCUACCAUGCCUGCAAGAAAAUCUGUUUUUGCAAAGAAGGGACGAUGUUUGUGAACUGUUCAGGAGUCCAUGUUCGGGUGUCCAAUCUAAUGUUCCCCCCUGAUACAGAACACUUGGAUCUGUCACACAACAACUUGUAUUCUAUUCCUUGGAAAGGUCUAAGUUCCCUGUGGAAGUUGCAGGUUCUCCUUAUGAGCAGCAACUCCAUCAACAAAGUUGGGGAAAGAACAUUCAUCUCAUUGGACCAACUCCAUAAGCUUGAUAUUGGUAGAAAUGAGAUCUUAUUCCUUGGCAACAGUUUUUCAGUGGGACUUAGUUCUCUCCAUGAACUCAUUUUGGCCUACAAUAAGCUGCAGGAGCUACAGUAUAAAAGUUUUCAGCACUUUGAAAACCUUCAGAAGCUGAAUUUGCAAAAUAACAACAUCUCCUCCAUAGAAAUGGGGACUUUCCGCAGUCUCACUCGCUUGAGGCAACUUUACCUUCAGAACAAUUGCCUUCAUGCCCUACAUAAUAGAUUCUUUUCUAUGAUGCAACACUUAGAGAUCCUGAACUUGGAGGGUAAUAUGAUAAAAACUAUUGCUCCUGCAGCCUUUACUCCAUUAAGCCGCCUUACAAUACUUAACUUGAUCCACAAUAAAAUUGAGCAUAUUAAAUUCAAAACGUUAUUAUCUUUGCAAACCCCUGGAACUCACAUCUUACUCUCAGACAACCCCUGGUUCUGUGACUGUGAUCUUCAGAGAGUUUUUGCAAAACUGCACAGUGUCAGGAGGCUGGUCUUGGAUGACUACUAUAACAUGACAUGCGUGGAGCCUCAUCUCUUGAGAAACCGUCCUCUAUCAUCUGUGGAUACAGAGCUUUGUAUUGCUGAGACAGUGACCGUUCUUGUCAUAACCUUCACUGUCUUUGUAACUGUGGUAGCUGCCAUUGGAAUGGCUGAAAGGAACAGAAAGAAAAGGACAGGAAAACACUGGAGUGAGGACAGUGAGGCCUCUUACAAUGCUCAUAACUGA
Python bivittatus (Burmese python) is the source of this 1068-nucleotide messenger RNA. RefSeq lists its product as uncharacterized. Lineage: Eukaryota; Metazoa; Chordata; Lepidosauria; Squamata; Pythonidae. Gene Ontology annotation, molecular function: protein binding. The record is from RefSeq and is a predicted model, not a curated record.